This is a messenger RNA of Entelurus aequoreus (snake pipefish), 3208 nucleotides long. It is a transcript of the gene atoh8, whose product is annotated as atonal bHLH transcription factor 8. The record is from RefSeq and is a predicted model, not a curated record. Gene Ontology annotation, molecular function: DNA-binding transcription factor activity; protein dimerization activity. The transcript has 4 exons. Bases 1805 to 2767 code for a protein of 320 amino acids. Lineage: Eukaryota; Metazoa; Chordata; Actinopteri; Syngnathiformes; Syngnathidae.
UAUGUGAGAGAGAGCGAGAGAGAGGGAAGGAGAGAGGGAGCGGGUGUCCUCCAGCCAGUCAGACGCCACAAGUUCUCACCUUCUCUGUUUGCUUGCACAUGCUGCUACUUCUCCAGUGGACCUGGCUGGACCUCUUCUACCUGUGCGGACCCCUUGAAUUCACAGCAUUCAACAGUUAAAAGUUUCUCUUCAGUGAGGACGCCAUCAUUUAGAGCUAAGUUUGUUUCUAUGUUGUUAGUCUGACUGACAGUCACUGCCGGUUGUCAUCACGUCUGAUAUUUGUCACAAAAUUAGUUUGAGUUAGUUUAGUUGUUUGUUUUAUGCGUGUUUUUCUUUAAAAAAAAAAAAAAAGAAAUUAAUCUGUGCUGUCAUCUGUGCAGUUGCAGUGCAGUGUGGUGUGCACAACAGUGUGGGUUAUUCACAGUGCUGCUAUGCAGACUGGCUGGAGCCACGCUCUCACUUGAGUCUAUAUUCGCCCUGACUGGAGCAUUCUCGCAGAAAGAAACAAAAGAAAGCAAGUAAGAAGUAACAAGUUGGGAUAAGGGGGAGCAGAGGGUGUGUGUGGGUGUUUAAUCACAGAUGUUCCACAGGCUUGUGUACAAACGGGACUUAUUCAGGAUGCUGCAGUGCAGACCGAUUGGAGCCACACAAAACCUGCUGCUAAACUUUAGGCAGUGUUCAUGAUGACAUGAUAAUGUAAAACAUAAUAUCGGGUUUCAUUUUUUCUAGCUGAAGGCCUGAUGUCAUUUGUAUCGCGUGACCUUUAAAGAGGUUGUUUGCAUCUUGCUCAAAAAGUUACAUAAAAAAAAACAAGAACACCACCAGCUGUCUUAUAUGUUACCAUUAGGGGUUUUAACAGAACUUUUUUUUUUUUUUUUAAAUGUUUAUAUUUUCAACAGUUACUAAUUAGAUCGAAUAAAAAUGUGUUUGGCUUGCACAUCAACAGAAGCGGUCCAAGCAAAAGCAAGUAACAAUUUUAAGUUGUUAUGAUAGAACGUUCAAUGUUAGCUAACAUUAGCUAGCUAAAUCACUAUCAUUGCUAACAACACACAAAGCUAAUAUGUGUGUAGUUUGAGUCAUUACAUGCUAAAAGCCGAAUGAAGGCGGGAUAUAACUAGGGGAGCUGCAAAAAUUGAUUUACAUCCGAAUCACCAUUCUCAUUUAUUCCGAAUUAAAAUCAAUUCACAAUCUUUUUUUUAACAAACAAUAUUUUAAAAGACGUUUUAUAUGCCAUCUCCAGCUUACUCGUCACGCGUUGAAGACGAGUAGCAGCCAAAAUAAGUUUUUGCAAUCUGAAUCGAAUGGUCACCCCAAGAAUCGGAAUUGAAUUGUGUGUUGUUGUAAGAUUCACAUCCCUAGAUAUAAUUCUUGCGACACAUUGGAAAGUUAGCGCCCUGUAGGCAUCCGCGUAAAGGUUGCAAACAGCCCUUUUAAGUCGUAUUUGUCACAGUCAUCAAACACACAAUUCCCACUGUGUUGGGGUGCUGGGAAACAAAAAUCUAUUCACAUCCGAAUCACAAUCCUUAGUUCCUAUAAUUCUGAUUCUAAUAACAAUUUGAGGUUCAUCACAUUAAAUUACUGUAUUCUGUAAGAUUACUGUUCAUACCCUCCAGCAGACAAUAGGGCUUUUGUAACCUUUUUUUAAGUUUUAUUAUCAUUUGUAAUUAUAAUUUUGUUGAAUCGAUUCAAAUUUGAAACGAUUUCCCAAGAAUCCAAAUCGAAUUGAGUUGUUGUCAGACUCACAUCCCUCACGCCUUGUGUUGCUGUUUUCGCCGUCCUAAUUACGAUAGUUGGUUGAAGAAAAAUGAAGGACCCUCACCCGCUUACCAACAACUGGAUCGAUUCCACCAGCAAAGACCCGGUGCUUCUCUCCAUGCAAAGUUCUCACAAGAAGUUCAAGAGAAAGUCUCGUGAACCUAAAAAACUUUUCAGUAGCUGCGAACCUGACAGCAUGAAAAGUUACGCGGUGGACACGACAGAAAGCAACACACUGGAGGACUGUAGUGUCCGCAGGCUGGCUCCACUCCACAGACACCUCAUCGUGUCCCAAGAGAGCACCGGAGCCCUUUCAGGUGUCAUGGCAGUACCCCCACAGAGCGGGGCUAUUGACAUGAGGAUCGGCAGUGCUGUCACUUCUAAACUGUCUCAGCCACCAACGUCCACCUUCUCCAACCCAGAGAUUGUCCACUGGCCUUCAGCCAUUUCCCAGCCACUGUCCAACAGAUUCAAGCUGGGCGCUCGCUCUAACUUCCCCAUAACAACAUUAGCCAACCAGCACACCUUCUCCCUGGACCCAGCUGUAUCACUGCCGGGUCAAUCUACAGCGCCACCUCUUUCUGCAAACUCCCAAGGCCAUGAAUGCGUCAUAGAGCAUCAGGAACACACACCUGAGGAGUCUUUGACGCAGCAAGUUGGAAUGACGCCGGACGGAGCUCCUCGUUUUCCGGAAGUCAAAGCCAUCCAACAGACCAGGAGGCUCCUAGCUAACGCCCGUGAGAGAACACGCGUCCACACCAUCAGUGCUGCGUUUGAGGCCCUCAGGAAACAGGUGCCUUGCUAUUCCUACGGGCAGAAGCUAUCCAAGUUAGCCAUCUUACGGAUAGCUUGCAACUACAUCCUGUCGCUGGCUCAGUUGGCUGAGCUGGACUACAGUUCAGACCACAACAGUCAAAGCUUCUCUCAGUGUGUGGAACAAUGCACUCGGACCCUGCAGGCCGAGGGCAGAAGCAAGAAGAGGAAGGUUGGAAGGAUGACGGAGGACGAGUGACAUUUUAAGAGGACUGCAAACUGAAGUAUAUGUUCCUAAUACACACUCUAUUGUUAUAUGAGGGUUGUGGUAACAAACAACAUACAUUCGUAUUUAACAAAUGCUAUGAAUGAAGAUAUGAACAAAAUGACUGAAGUGUUUUAACUACGUAUAAUAUUUUGCUGUCUGUAACUUGUGUUAUCUGCUCGCUAGCGAUGAGCGGGAUGAUAACUAAUAUUCUUUUCUUUUCUGUGGAAAAUGAGUUCAAACAUAGUUUGCAAUGACUAGACUUAAGAGUGCAGUGUAACUAAAUUACAAACAAAAUGUUCUCUUUCAACAAAGUACUAUGAUAAGAACACACCUUUUUACAUUGAUGAUGUGACAUGUAUUUUGAUUGUUCCUAUUGUUUGGCACUUAAGAAGAGCAUCCUUGGUUGGUUGCUGAUACAAAUUCACGAAUAAA